GCUUUUUAUAUGAAAAAUAAUCUCGAUGGGAAAACGGUAGCCUGCUUUGAUUUAUUGUUUCCUGAAAUUGGUGAACUAAUUGGUGGAAGUCUACGAGAAGAUAAUUACCAAACUUUACAAGAAAAAGCCGAUAAACAAAGUUUAGGUUUAGAAAGGUUAAUAAUGUUAAUCAGUGGCACCGAAAAUAUUCGGGAUACGAUUGCUUUUCCGCGAUUUCCGGGAAAAAUAGAGUCCAGAAAUCAUUUGAGUAAUAAUGAUGCGUUCUUUGCUCGCAAGACGUUCCCUGACAAUG
Molecule: messenger RNA, 292 nt
Organism: Ambispora leptoticha
Lineage: Eukaryota; Fungi; Glomeromycota; Glomeromycetes; Archaeosporales; Ambisporaceae
Source: the annotation of a GenBank genome assembly